Molecule: messenger RNA, 912 nt
Organism: Rotaria socialis
Lineage: Eukaryota; Metazoa; Rotifera; Eurotatoria; Philodinida; Philodinidae
Source: the annotation of a GenBank genome assembly
AUGUCAGUGCAACCGAAAUUACCACCAACAGAAAAAUCAAAUGAACUUCUUCGAUUUUGCUUUGCGAGCUUUUCUCAAGGAUUUACAGGUUUUUGUACUAAUCCAAUCGAUGUGAUUAAAACACGUAUGCAAGUAGAUGGAGAACUACAAAAGACAGCGAGUGUUGGUCAACAAAUGACCAAUCGUUACUAUCAAGGUUUUAUUCGUGGAACAGUUCGUAUUGUACGCGAAGAAGGUUUUGCUGGCCUGAUGCGUGGUGCUGUUCCUGGAACACUCCGAGAUGCUACUUAUUCUGGUAUGCGUAUUUAUCUUUAUGAACCAUUCAAAAAUUUAAUCGGCGGUGGUAAUCAUCUUCACGAAAAGAUUAUAGCUGGUAUGUGUGCAGGUGCUAUAUCGAGUUUUUUUGCAACGCCACUUGAUGUUGUUAAAAUUCGUCUACAAGUCAAAGGUGAACGACGGUAUCGUGGUUUAAUGCAUGGUCUUAUUGAUGUAGGCAAAACCGAAGGUUUAGCAGGUCUCUACAAAGGUUGGGCACCAACAAUGAUUCGUGCUGCUGUCCUCACUGGUAGUCAAGUUGCGUCCUAUGAUCAAAUUAAAAGAUUUCUUAUUGGCAAUGGUUACAUGCAAGAAGGUAUACCACUGCAUACAGUAGCUUCGUUUUUUGCUGGUCUUAUUUGUUCCAUAACAACAUCACCAGUCGAUGUUAUUAAAACUCGAUAUCAAAAUACACCUGCUCACUUAGGCAAAUACUCAAGUGUACUGGACUGUUUUCUCCAAUCAUUUAAAGCUGAAGGCUUCUAUGGUCUCUACAAAGGGUUUUUACCGAAUUGGAUGCGUCUUGGACCACAUUCAAUCAUGGCUUUUCUUAUCUAUGAUAAUAUGUGUAUUGCAUGUGGUUUGAAACCAAUUUAA